This is a messenger RNA of Pelobates fuscus (common spadefoot toad), 2297 nucleotides long. RefSeq names its product oncoprotein induced transcript 3 (gene OIT3). Bases 171 to 1814 code for a protein of 547 amino acids. The record is from RefSeq and is a predicted model, not a curated record. The transcript has 9 exons. Gene Ontology annotation, molecular function: calcium ion binding. NCBI's taxonomy places the organism in Eukaryota, Metazoa, Chordata, Amphibia, Anura, Pelobatidae.
ACUGGAUAUGAUAAAGAACAGGACCUCGGUGAUAAACUGCAACAAUACUAGACUAUACACGCACAAGAAAGCCUGUUAUGUGUGAAGAGAGACAAGGGUAACAAGCAGCGAGGCUUUGGAUUUUGGAGACCAUCCUCUCCCAUUUUGUUCUUCACUCUUGGACUGUUAAGAUGCUGCAGCUUCUCUUAACUUUUUUCUUCUAUUUUAGAUUUCAGAUGGUGGAUUCACUGGCUCUCGACCCUUGUUCUGCCUACAUAAGCUUGAACGAACCAUGGAGGAAUACAGACCACCUAUUUAAUGAAUCCCAAGACAAACCCAUGUGUGACAACCAUCUGGAGGGAGAAUGGUAUCGUUUCACUGGGAUGGCUGGCGAUGCUAUGCCCACUUUCUGUAUCCCAGAAAAUCACUGUGGCACUCAUUCUCCAAUCUGGCUCAACGGGAGUCACCCAAGUGAAUCAGAAGGCAUUGUGCAAAGGCAAGCUUGUGCCAGCUUCAACGAUAACUGCUGCCAGUGGAAUACUACUGUGGAUAUCAAAGCCUGCCCUGGAGGGUACUAUGUCUAUCGUCUCACCAAACCCAACGUCUGCUUUCAUGUCUACUGUGGCCAUUUUUAUGACAUCUGUGAUCUGAUGGAUUGCCGGGGAACAUGCUUGGAUACCGGUGAUUGUGUGUGUGGUCCUGGAACUGUUCUUGGUCCUGAUGGUCAAACUUGUCUUGAUGAAAAUGAAUGUGAACAAAGUAAUGGUGGCUGCAGUGAGAUUUGUAUAAACCUGAAGAAUUCUCACCGAUGUGAAUGUGGAAAAGGAAGGAUCCUAGGGAGAGAUGAAAAAUCUUGUGAAGAUAUUGAAAGUUGUCAUAACAACAAUGGAGGCUGCAGUCAUUCUUGUGUACCUGUUGAUGACUCAUAUGUGUGCCAGUGCCCCCGUGGGCUGAUAUUAUCUGAGGAUAAUCACACCUGCCAAGUUCCUGUACUUUGUAAGCCCAGCUCUAUAGAAGUGUCUGUUCCCAAGGAAUUAGUCGGAGGUCUGGAACUUUCUCUGUCUAAUUCGUCAUGUAAGGGAUUGUCUAAUGGGACCCAUGUCAACAUUAACUUUAACCUGAAGACUUGUGGAACCACCAUAAAUGUGAUAACUGAUAAGAUCAUUGCCACAAACCUAAUUACGGGAAUGCCAAAGCAAACUCCUGGCAGUAAUGGGGACAUCAUCAUUCGUACCAGCAAACUGCUAAUCCCAAUAACUUGUGAGUUUCCCAGACUAUAUACAAUCUCAGAAGGUUAUGUACCCAACCUCAAGAACUCACCACUGGAAAUCAUGGGCCGUAACAGAGGUACCUUCCCUUUCACACUGGAGAUAUUCAAAGAUAAGGAUUUUGAUGAGCCUUACAAAGAGAACCUCCCAGUGCUCAAACUCAGAGACUCGCUUUACUUUGGAAUUGAACCCAUUAUGCGUGUGAAUGGGCUGGAGACCCUUGUGGAGAACUGUUUUGCCACCCCAACAUCUAAAAAUGAUGAGAUCCUGAAAUACUAUUUAAUCCAGGAUGGAUGUGUCUCAGAUGAAACUGUGAAACAAUACACAUCAAAGGACCAUCUUGCCAAGCACUUUCAAGUCCCUGUGUUCAAGUUUGUGGGGAAAGAUAACAAGGAAGUAUUUUUACACUGCCAGAUCCUGGUUUGUGGAGCAACAGACGAACGAUCUCGAUGUGCUCAAGGAUGUCGCCAACGCAUGCGUAGAGAAGCAAACAUACAAGAAACAACCAGCCCUGUGGCAAAUCAUAUCCUUACUGGAGGUCCCAUCAUAAUAGACAUGGAAGAGUAGUUUCAUCUCUGAAAUGCAAUGCUGUAUAUAAAGCUUUGAUUUGUGGUUACAUUCCCUCUUCAAAAUGUGGGGCAUAGCUGUUCUUGCUGUUGCUUUCAUUACAUUUUUAUCUACAGCAGGCAGGCUUUUUGUUGUUUCUUUAAACUAUGGUUAACAGAUUGAAUGUUUAACUUAAAAGAGCUGAUCCCUCAUCAGAAAAGCUAGAAAGACAUACAGAGUUUUGUUAAUCAUUUGCAUUCCAGACACACAAACAUAAGAGGUACAAACAAAAAAAGACACUUAGGAAAAUAAAAAUGUGUUUCAUACAAACCGUGCCCAGAUACUAUUAACUAAACCCUGAAAAUACUUAUAAUCUGUGUAUCAUUAUAAUUAUGGUUUCCAGGUCACCAGUUCAAUAUGCUGAACUAUGAAAUACAAGUUGACAGCUAUGGAAAAAAUUGAAUGAAAAGUAACAUAUGUCAAAUGAACAAACAUGAAAUGAAA